AUGCUUUAAAAAAUUUCUAAUUUUGACAAAGAACUAGAAGAGAUUUUAAGAGAGGAGAAUAGACCAACAAAAAAAUUAUAAUUAUAAGAAAAACCGUAGAUUGUUAAUCGAGAAAACUUAAUUAAUAAUGAAGAUUGCAUGUCGAAUGCAAAUUACAAUUUAAUUAUCAAGGAUGUUUUAAACUGGAAUGAAGUUGAGAUAGAUUCCUACAUACUUUCAAUAAUUAAAAGAGCUUAGAAAUAACCAACUUCUCAUUUUUUAUUAAUUUUGGCGUGCGAAAAAUUUAACUUUGGCAACAAUGAAAAAACUAUAUAGAUAUUUCUGUUUGAUCAUUAUAGCAAUCUAAAGCAAAUUAGGAAGGGAAUGUAGAUUAGAGUAAAUGGUGAGUUUAUUGAUUCACGUGCAAUAAUCUUCACAUCAAAAAUUCAAAAUAAUAAUUCAUUUACUUUAGAACCUGAAACAUUAGUAGCGCCAUCAACUUUGAAUGGUCUCGAAUUUUGCAGAAGGAAAUAGUUUACGAGAGAAUUUUUUCAAAACCAAUGCUUUGGAACUACUAUAGAAAUGAUUAGUGGUAAGAUUCUUCAUGAUUUUUUUUAAAACAUUAUUAUGGAUGUCAAAAGCUAUGAUUCAUUAUUUGAAAAUAUUGAAUAACUUGAUGAACAUUAAAAAGACUUAUAAUAGUUAGUAGUGGAGAAAUUACCUUAAUCAUUUUUGCAACCAAUAAGUCAGUUAUAUUCUAGAUAUAUAUAAGAAUUUUACCAUUUAGAGAAAAAAACAAUAAGAGAGAUGUUAAUCAACAUCAUUCCAAAGUGUGUUAAUACACUUAGAUGGAUACAAUAAUAUGUAUAGAAGAAGUAGCCAAUAAUUUUAAAAUAAUAAUAUGCGUCAGAUGUAUUUGAAAUUCACAUCUUGAAAUGGGUUAGCAACGAAUAAUAAAUAUCAUCUUCGGUUUAUGGAUUAAAAGGAUUUCUAGAUGUUGUAGUGUAAGUCAAAUUUCGUAAGAAUAAUUAGGAAUUUAAAACUUGCUAUAUUCCUAUAGAAUUGAAAACUGGGGCAAAGAAAUAGUCAUAUGAGCUUUAGGUUCAAACUUAUCUACUAUUAAUGAAUAACUUUUAUAAAUAGUAGAGUUAGUUUGGAUUAUUAUUGUAUUUAAACAAGUUGGAACUUGACGUUGUUACAUGUAAUUAACGUGAAAUGAACAGCUUAUUCUUUUUUAGGAAUUUGUAUAUAUCAGAAACCUAUAUGUUUGAAAAACCUAAAGACUGUUAUUCUAAACUUCCUGAUUUAAAAGAUGAACUAAAAAGCGAACGAGAUGUUAAUCAUAAGUGUGAGAAAUGUGAUGAUAAAUCUGUUUGUUAUGGAUUGCAUAUUUUAACUGGAUAAUCAGAGUUAACUUUUUAGAAUCCAUUUUACGAUAACAUUAAUUAAUAAUUGUAAUCUAAAACAAAAGAGUAUUUAAAUGAGAUGUUGAAGAAUAUUAGACAAGAAGAAUAAACUAUACUUAUUCCUUAAGCGACAUAUUAUAUUUAAGCAACAAAGAGUUGCUAAACUGGGAUUCAAAUUACAUUGUAAUCAAAAAAUUAUUAUCUAAAAUAAUAAGCUAAUGAAAUCUUGAGAUAAUGCUUUUAAGAUAAAACAAAGAUAACUCUUUUUUGUAUUAGAACCUAAUAAAAUUGUAAGUACAACUUUCAGGAUGCAUGGCUAGUUUAGGGUACUCAGAUAAUUAAUUUAAUUGAAAAUUAAACAGAUGUGGAAGAAGUUGAAGCAGAUGAUUAAAAUUUUGAUUAUGCCAUAGGCUUACAAAUUUUUUUAGAAUAUGAACAAAUAGACUUAUUAGGAGAACAUUUAUAAAUCAAUGAUGAAUUGAUUCAUAAAUUAUUCUAGAAGAAUCCUUUUAAGCAUUAUAAAUUUAUCAUUUUUGAAUUGGCAACCAAUAAGGAUAUUUAUCAAAGGAAGAAGGAGAUUCUAAUUUUUGGCAUGGAACCUAAAUUCAGACUGGUUACUGAAAUGGAUGACAAUUAAAAAGUUGCUAAUGCAAUUCUUAUGGAAAAAUUUUCAAAAAAUUUAAAUGAAUAUCAAAUAAAAGCUAUUCAAUUAUGUUUAUUGGCUGAAGAUUUUGCUUUAAUAUCAGGCAGUUAUGGCAAGAGAAAAAUGUUGAGUCAUUUAUUGUUUUUAUUAGGAUACGCAAAUAAAAAAGUAUUGUAUUGUGCAGCUGACUAAGAAGUCAUAGAUUACUAAAUUCAAGAUUUUAUUGAAACGUUUCCUAAUGAAAGCUAAUGGGUUUUGAGAUUGCAAGGAGAAAAAGAUAAAAUUCCAGAAAAUUAUUAACAAUAUUCUUUUUUGUUUAAAAAUUGUAAGGAUAUACCAGAAGUUGAAAAGAAAUUAGAAGAUAAGCAAUUUUAUUUCUCAUCUUGUUAGUAUUGUACUGAUAUUUUGUAAUCCUAAUCCUUCGAUUAUUGCAUUGUAGAUUAAUCAUCUAAAAUUAUAGAACCUUAAUGCAUUUCUUGUAUUCUCAAAAGCAAAGUCUUUAUCUUAUUAGACGAUAAGGAUUUUGAAUAACCAUUAAUAAAGUCCUAAAAAGCUAAACAAUUAAGAAUUAGUCUGUUCUAAAGAUUAUCAUAAUAAUUUUAAAAUGUGGGUUGCUAAUAAGAGUUAGAAUUUUCAAUAUAAGAUAUUGAUGACUUAUUUUGA
This is a messenger RNA of Paramecium octaurelia, 2691 nucleotides long. NCBI's taxonomy places the organism in Eukaryota, Ciliophora, Oligohymenophorea, Peniculida, Parameciidae. The record is from the annotation of a GenBank genome assembly.